Molecule: messenger RNA, 2091 nt
Organism: Fusarium poae
Lineage: Eukaryota; Fungi; Ascomycota; Sordariomycetes; Hypocreales; Nectriaceae
Exons: 2
Coding region: 1-2091 (696 amino acids)
Biological process (GO): RNA polymerase II preinitiation complex assembly; DNA-templated transcription initiation
Cellular component (GO): transcription factor TFIID complex; SLIK (SAGA-like) complex; SAGA complex
Molecular function (GO): TBP-class protein binding; protein heterodimerization activity; DNA binding
Source: RefSeq, a predicted model, not a curated record
AUGAAUCCGCAAAUGGGCCAGCAAGGCCAAGGUCAAGGCCAGCAAGCCGCUGCAGGACAGCCUCAACAGCGUCCCCCGCCUAUGUAUCAACCGGGACAGAUUCGAGCGUUGCCUACAUUGAGCGAGGAGGAGAAGUCCAAGUAUGAAGCCGGGUUGCAGGGACUCUGGAAUAAGGCGAACGGUUCACCUCAGAACAGCCAGGAACAUAUUGCAGCGCGACAGAAAAUUAUAGAAUUUUCCAAAAUGCUCAUCACCAAGAUCCAGUCAAGGCGUACUCAGAUGGCAAGCCAGAAUGCGCAGAAUCAACAGGCUCGCCCUCAGCAGAUGCAACAAAACGCCGCCGGGCAGGCGACACCUCAAGCACAGCCCCAGCAACAAGCAGCUGGCGCCACAGCUGGUAAUCAGGCAACUGGAGCAGCCGCUCAACAGACCCGAAUUCCCGAGCACAUCCUCCAACAUAUUGCAAAGAUAAAUUUCCGUGCGCCCGCCCAGGUAGCAGAGAAAUCAGGCGCCGACGCAAAUAAAUGGGUAGAGGAGAUAAAGCAACGCUAUACCCGGGCACUCAUGACCAUGGAUAACAGCAAGCAAAAGGUUGCGCAGAUUGACAAGCUCAUUAAUGAAAGAGCUGCUGCUGGAACGCCGUUCAAGGAGGAUGAGUUGAGGCAGCUUCAAAUUAGGAAGGACCAGCAACUCAAAGCGCAUUCUGAUGCGCACAAGUGGGUUGACAGUGUUCGCAAGCAACAAGGUAACCUGCAAGGCACUGGCCAGGCACAGGCGCAGGCACAGGCGCAGGCACAAGCGGCACAAAACGCGGCGAGAGCUUCUCAACAACCUGCUACAGGUCAACAGCCUGCUGCAACCCAACAACAAUCACAGUCUCAACCACAGCAGCAGCAGCAGCAAUCUCAACAGCAACAACAGCAAAGUCAGUCGCAGCAGUCGCAAACUCAAACACAGGCUCCACAAAACCAACCUCAGGCAACUCAAGUCCAAAACAACCAGAAUAACGCUCCUCCAGUGAAUGCUGCUGUCGAGGUUGCCAAACAACAGUUAGCCGCCGUGAGUCGAGCCUCCUCUGCCAACGGAAAUCCAGGACCGGUACCAGCACAAGUGCGCCCGGCGCAAGGAACUCCUCAGCCCGGACAGCAACAACAAUUACCACAAGCACCAGUUCAGGUCAAACAGGAACCUGGCACUGCUCCCGCCAACCCUGCUGUAGUUCAAGCAGCUGCGCACAACCAAGCCGGAACACCUACUCAGCAGAGCGCCCCGCGCAUCCCUACACCACAGCAAGCCGCCGCCGCAGCUCCAACAACAGUGCCAGGUCCUCAGCGAGCUCUCAGCCACUCUGCUGCUAUAGAAAUGGCAAACAAGACCAUUAACACUCCUGGGAGUGCGCAGCUACCUGGCCGCCCUGCCGCAGCCGGAACACCAACACCAGGCAGCGCAGUGAAUCAAGGCGUGAUGGGGCCAAAUGUUCCCCAGCAGCCGACUCCACAGGGUCAUCCUCAUGCACAUCCACCACAACCUCAACAAACACCAAUGCAAUCCAAGAUGCCCAUCCCCAAAGUGCUUCCUGACAAGGCCACUGCCGUGCCUCAGGGUGUUUCGGUCGGAGGCGGAGUGAAUGCAGGUCGCCCAACGAUGACUCAAGGAAGCGGAACGCUGGGUGGUGUCAUGAAUCAGCCUGCGAUGGCCCGGAUUCCAGCCUACAACCACGAAGCCGAAGGGGAUCACGUUUUGAGCAAGAAGAAAUUGGACGAGCUGGUCCGACAAGUGUGCGGUGGGCCAGCUGAGGGGCAAGAUGGAAACCUACUCACCCCUGAAGUGGAAGAGAAUGUUUUGAAUAUGGCAGACUCGUUUGUUGACAGUGUUCUACAUGCAGCCUGUCGAAACUCAAAGGAGCGCGGGUCUAAGGUGCUCGAGAUCCGUGACAUUCAACUUGUGCUAGAACGAACUUACAACAUUCGUGUCCCUGGCUACUCUUCUGACGAGCUCCGUACAGUCCGAAAGAUUCAACCAUCUACUGGAUGGAUUGCAAAGAUGAGUGCAGUCCAGGCUGCCAAGGUCAUGCCAGGCAAGGGUGAAUGA